GAGAGAGAGAGAGCGGGAGAGACAGCAAUGAGCAAGGACACAGCAAAGCUCAGUCUGUCUGCUGGAAGUUUAAAACCUGAGAUCACAAAAGGAGCCACAGCUUAGUUAAGCUUAGUGCAACCACCGAAUGACCCAGUGAAACAGAAAAAAAAGACAGAAACAAGCAUAUAUACGAGACACUGGGACCUUUUAAAGAAAUGUUAAGAACAGAUAUAGGAAGAGCCGUGAUGUUAAACGGAAUCGCCUAACUUGUCAAGAUUCUUGACCAUGGAAAAAGUUUAAGUAGAAAGUCCACUUACAAGACAAGGGGAAAAACUACUUGACCCAUAAAGGACAUUGCGAUAUUCUAUCGAACGGAGAAGUGGAUUGCUUGGUUUGCGCACGCUCACUGGACUGAUUUCAGCACGAGAAAGAACAAAUGAAGCGGCUCUGAACUUGAGCAUCGCUUACUAAGAUUGAAACCCAGCAAACUGCAGCCCUCCUUGGACUGCAGGCCCUGUGACCAUGCUGGCUAAGCCCCAGGAUCCACCGGGACCAGUGAAGACAGGGAAACACGUGAACAACAAAGACAUGUCAGAGCAUGGCGGUAGCGUCUUUCUGCAGGACAGCCAGAUGCAGUGGCCUUUCCCCUUAGAUGCCAAUGUCUCAGGGCAGGCCAACUAUUCAGCGUCCUUCCAGCCACCAAGGCUGAGUGCACUGGUGGGGGUCCCAGAGGAAGCCCAAGGAGGAGAGGAACUGUGCUGGGCUGCCCUGCUCAUCAUCAUGGUCAUCAUUCCCACCCUCGGAGGCAACAUACUGGUGAUCAUGGCCGUCUCACUGGAGAGGAAGCUGCAGAACGCCACCAAUUACUUCCUGAUGUCGCUGGCGGUUGCAGACUUGCUGGUUGGCCUCUUGGUCAUGCCCAUUGCUCUCACCACUGUGCUCUUCAACUCAGAGUGGCCCCUGCCCACCUCGCUCUGCCCUAUCUGGAUAUUCCUGGACGUCCUCUUCUCCACAGCCUCAAUCAUGCAUCUCUGUGCAAUCUCCCUGGAUCGCUACAUCGCCAUCAAGAAACCCAUUCAGCACAGCCAGUUCAAAUCAAGAGCCAAAGCCAUGGGCAAGAUAGCCGUGGUGUGGCUGAUUUCUGUAGGAAUUGCCAUUCCCAUUCCAAUCAAAGGCCUUCAAGACGAAUCCAACACCUUCAAAAAUAAGACAUGUCUGUUGAACAACGACCGGUUCCGGGGGUUCAUUAUCUUUGGCUCUACUGCAGCUUUCUUUGUCCCACUGGCCAUCAUGAUGGUCAUCUACCUGCUGACCAUCCAGGUUCUGCGGAAAAAGGCCUACCUGCUCAGGUUCAAGACCCACCAGCGCUUCACCUGGUCAACUGUGUCCACCGUCUUCCAAAGGGAGCAGGAGGUCAUACUUGACAGCUCCAGGAAAGAGAAGGUCCAGCGCAACGUCCAUGGCAACAACAGCCACAUCACCGGGGAAGAGAUACCUAUCAGGAGGAUGUCGGCCAUGGGCAAGAAGUCAAUGCAGAACAUCAGCAAUGAGCAGCGGGCUUCCAAAGUCUUGGGUAUUGUCUUCUUCCUCUUUGUAGUCAUGUGGUGCCCAUUCUUUAUCACCAACGUAGCCUCUGUGUUUUGCAAGACCUGCAGUCAGGAGGUUUUAGGCAGGCUAAUGGACUUCUUUGUCUGGGUAGGGUAUGUCGCCUCCGGCAUCAACCCUCUUGUCUACACACUCUUCAAUAAGACAUUCCGGAAGGCUUUUAACCGAUACAUCACUUGCGACUACGGUGGGUCUAAGCCACCCAAGGUGCAUCGCAAGACGUUUACCCGGAUCUCCUUUCGCUCAUCUAUGGCAGAGAACUCCAAGCUCUUUAUGAAGCAUGGCAUGAGGAAUGGUAUUAGUCCAGUGCCGUACCAAAGUCCACUGCACCUAAGGCCUGCACCAACAUGCAUCCAGUCCUCUGCCACUACCCUUCUGGACACCUUAUUCCUCACUGACAACGAGGGAGGCAAGCAAGAGGAGCAGGUCAGCUACGUGUAGCCAAUUGUUAGUGCCACUGCUAUACAUUUGUGUUAGGCUUCUUGCAGACGAGGCAACUCCCAGGCAAAAAAAGCACUGGUACAGCCAGGAUUUCUGCUGGUUAUCGCACUGUGCCAUCCACAUGAGCUCUGGAUGGACACCCAUGUGCUGAAAAAGAAAGGCAGGCUCUACUAAUAUUCCACUGUAAGGAACACAUUUUAGGUACUCCCCCCGACUUUUUUUUUUUUUUUUAAAUUAUUUAUUUAUUUAUUUUUUUACACAAACUGUAUUGGUGGAGGGAUUGCCUUAGUAAAAUCUCCUGUAACAUUUCCUACAGACAGUGCUACCUUAUCAAAAUAUAGGAAAACUAUUGAAAAUGAAAGACUAUUUUCCUAGAAAGGACUGGGAAAUAGAGACUGAUAUUUCACUUUUUUUUUUUUUAGAAGCCAACAGCCUGUUUAAUUAUUAGUAGAACACAACAUAUGGGUAUUUUUUUUUUGUUUAACAGGAGAUAUGGCACUUAACAUCACUAUCAAUCAGGUGGAGGUGUAAUCCUGAUCUACUCAAUCCCAUGGACCUAUAAUCUCUGUCAGCACAGAAAGAAAGUACUUUUUAAACAAUCCUAGUGGCAAUCUUGGGUGCCAAAUUUCUUUUUUCUUGUAGUUCGGACACAGAAUUAAUGGAAAUAAAACACCAGGAUCAUAAGGGACAUGUUUUCACUAAUGCCUGAAAACUUUGCUUGGGAAACAUGAGAACAGGUGUUCAAAACAGACUCUAGUAUGUUUUUUUUUUUUCUUUCAAAAGGAGGUUGCCAAAAUAAAGAUAACUAACAAGAUAUCCAUCCCUCUGUCCCAUAGGAUUUUGGUACAAAGCGAUUGUUUAACUUGGUUUGUUCGAUAAUGUCUGCAAGAAGAACAAAGUCUGUAUGAUUAAGCUCAAGCUGUGCUUGUUUCAAAACAUGCAUGUUUUUCCCUCCCAUGCCAGAAGACAUAAACAGUGUUGAGCAGGGGUUUAUGAUGACAGCUGUUUAAUACCUAUAACGGAAAAAGAAUAACCAAUUAGGCACAUUGUCAAGAUUAGCCUUUGGUUUACAGAUGCUGUACCUGCCUGUGGAAUGAUGCAGGGAAGCACAUCAACAUUUCUGAGCCAAUGAUUCCUUCAGCACUCCUUUGUACAAACAUUUGAUUAAGAUACUUACAAGAUGAAGUAAUGACAUUUGGGACUACAAAUAACAGUCUGUGUCCCUAGCCCACCCCUCUCAAAGAAGUUCUGGAAGUAACUGUUGCAACGCAGGAGUUUACUGUAAUUUCUCUGCAACUUUAUAAACUUGUAUAAAUCUGUUGAAUGCCAGGCACCACAAUGAAUACAGCAAGCUUUAAAGGGGGUGCUUCAAUUAAUUUGACAGAUUUGUAAGUCAGUGCCACCUACAUAGAUGACAUUAAAAGAGGUCUGCUCUCCCUGGAAAACUUCAAGGUCAAUUGCAGAGUGCUACUUAUUUAGACCAUUGACUAAAUUGGGGCUUGGUUCAACCCGUUACCAUGGUUAAGCGAGGCCCAUUUAACGGUUUGAGACCAGUUUUAAACCAGCUCUAUUUACAAGACUGAUCAUGCAAAGUAACCAUUCCAUGUGAAUUCAUCUACAGCCAGUGCAUUGCAUCUUGUAACACUGAACAUGCCUUUAUCACACCAUGUGGUUUAAAUUAAGACACGUUUUGCAUUUUAAACCUCAUUUAAACCUUUUUAAGUGGUGAGUUUGCCAAGUGAAUUGACCAAGUGUUUAGGUUUAUGGGCCAUCAAAACAACAAGUUAUAAGCUGGCCUGAGAGGUUGGAUACUGACAGUCUAGUAUAGCGCCUUGCAAAACUCCCACCCCAACCAAGAGUUAAGCACAAACUGAGUGGUAGAUACCCAGAAAUUAACCCUGGGAAAGUUUUGAAAUUCUUGGAGCUAAGGAUUUACUCUAAACACAGGGAUGAUUUACAACAGGUUUAUCUUACAGCCCAUCGAUCAAAUAAAUAUCGCACAGCCUUUUUUGGAUGAAAAAAAAAAAAAAAGGCCCCAAUUCCCCUGCUUAGCCCGCUGCACUGUCUAAUAUUGCUGAUGGGUACAUUAAGAUAUAAAAGAUGAAGCAUUGGUGUUUAUAAACAGAUAAAAGGAGGAAAGUACAAGAACUUGAAGGCUAACCAGAAGCGCACUGUGUUUCUGCAUUGCACUACCUUUUCGUGCUCACAAUGAACUGCGUGACGCUGGUUCUGUAGAUAAUGCUUUCAAGCUCAGUGGACCUUCAUUUCCAUGUUUCUCUUCAGGAGGCUGAUUUGAAGUGCCUGAAGUGACACUCUCAAGCUAAACCAGCAUAUAAGUGCAAUAAAGACUUUCUUCAAUAUAAAUAUUAUUUCUCAUGCCUACGGGUGUCAUAUGCAAUUGUUACGUGCAUGCAUUCAACCUCCAAGCAUGUGAUAAUACAUUGUACCAAUCAUUUUAAUGAACUAAGCCACCCUGCAUGAAAGCAAGAUUGUAAUCGUUUCCCUAAUGGAACCCAUAUGGCCCAUUCGGGUGACUUUAAAUAAGGUAAUAAACCAAGCAAUUCCAGAAAGCUUUAGCAGAUCUACAGUAUACAGAAUCUGUUGCCUUUCACAUUUCAAUGAUUCAUGCUGCAAAAAUAAAGCUAUACAAAACACAAUUACACUAGAUUGUAAGUGUACAAGACAAUCCCCACCCUCCCUCCCUCCCUCUUGGGACAAGCUCCCCAAACGGUGAAUACAGAACUCAGCAGGAUGCCAAAAAAGGCAACAAUUGGCCAGGCACUCCAGGGACAGCACAAUUCAACAGUCCUUGCAUUCCUUCCAGCUUGCACUCAGAACUGCAGCAGACCGAUCAAUCUCAAACACCUACACCAAUAUGAAAUACUGCACAUACCCAACCUCUGUACAGUACAGGACUACUGGGCAGAGUGGAGGGUUUGAGGACCAGUAGAUCAGCCCUAGCAAAUAUCAACUGAAAUUGUAUUUGUAACCACUGGUAAGUAUGCCUCAGUCAACUCCUGCUGCUGAACUGGGAAUAAAUCCCAGUAGACCUCAGAAAGAAAAUUAUUCGCUCUCAUGCAUCAAAUCCAUAACGUUUAAUCUGUAACCAAAUGUUUAAACAGGACCAAAAGCCAGAAACAAGCAUGUCACCAAACAAACUUGUAUUAAUAGUUAGUGUACAGCCUUUACACAUAGACUUUCACUCCUACCAAGCAGAAGUUAUUCAGAGCAAUAACAUAGGACUCCCCCAAAUAACUUUCUAACAAGCAUGUCACUUCAAACAGAGGUUUACAUACACUGCAUAUACAUAAGUAAAGGUAUGGGUGGAUAAACAGCUUAAAUCUUGUGAAUAGAGAAGAAUAUGCCUGGAAUGUGAGUGUGUUUAUAUAUAUGUUGUAAAUUGAACCCUGGCGUUGACAGAUUACCAUGAAAAUUCCAACGAUGAUUACUGAUCAUUAGAGUUAAAAUGCUUAAAAAACCCUUCCCCUCACUAACAGUUUAAAGGAACAGCAAGUCCUCUUUUUACAGAGAAUGGUAUAAAAAAAACAAAACGUAUUUCAAACACAUCCGAAUGUUAAGACAUAUUUGAUAAAUACAUUGGCAUUUUAAUAUAGAACUGUCCAAUUUUCACAUUCCUGCUGUCACUAACCUUUGCCUUAUUUUGUGUCAAAUUUGACAAAUUUCCAGUGUAAACAUAACGGUAAAUUAGAAAGAAAAAAAUAAUAAAUAAAAAUAAAUAAACAAACAAACAAACCCCGCUGUCCAAAUGAGAAAAAAACAAGGUUUGAAAACUACAAUUAACAUUAUGUCCUGUUCACAUGUAAAUUAAUUUGACCUCUCUCUUUUUUUUUGCUGUUGGUUACAACUUAUGAAAAAUGUGGCCCAGCUUCUGCGAGUGAAAGCAGGAGUCCCUUCUAGAGUGCCGCGGCUGCAGAGAUGCACUGCACUUUUUGCCGUCAUUUAAUAAAAACUUUACAUGAC
Messenger RNA from Polyodon spathula (Mississippi paddlefish), 6009 nucleotides. Its product is annotated as 5-hydroxytryptamine receptor 2B-like. The coding region runs from base 505 to 2028 and encodes 507 amino acids. The transcript is spliced from 4 exons. Gene Ontology annotation, molecular function: G protein-coupled serotonin receptor activity; neurotransmitter receptor activity. The record is from RefSeq and is a predicted model, not a curated record. Gene Ontology annotation, biological process: vasoconstriction; heart development; regulation of behavior. Gene Ontology annotation, cellular component: dendrite; plasma membrane. NCBI's taxonomy places the organism in Eukaryota, Metazoa, Chordata, Actinopteri, Acipenseriformes, Polyodontidae.